AUGGCGAUCCUGUCUCCCGUAAAGGGCGUCUCGCUGUUGACUUUGCCGACCGAGCUUCUGGUGGUGGUCUUCGGUUGCUCCUCUUCAUUCAAAAAUGUUGCCAACCUCGCUGCAAGCUGCAAACGGCUAAACAAAAUCUGGAAGGAGCACACUUCAUACAUCUGCAAUCAAGUUUCAUCCGCGACCAUACCCUGUUACGAAGAUUUACGGGCUCUCCUGGCCACGCAGGGACAUCUCGCCAUCGAUGCACAGGUCCUCAAAGUCUCAGACGUUAUUCGGCUCAAUGAAACUUCCGAAAAUGCAUACUAUCUGCUCACUGCAUUUCAUGAUCGUUUGAAGAAAGGCCUCCACUGUGACCCACAAGUCUCCAGGGUCUUGUCGUUUCCUGAAGAAAUCCGCUUCAUCCGUGCCCACUAUCAAAUCUGGGAACUGAUGCUGCUUGAGGAUGCCAAACAGCAAGAGUGUAUUGCAAGUAUGGAUCUCGAGCAGACUUGCUUACUGUCGGACUUUCUGUGUGUUUUUGAUCCCUGGAGGAUUCAAGAUCCCGUCAUUGAGCAGGUUGUGGACCGCGAUCCGAUGGCCCAUCAGUGGUUGCAGCGGAAGAUCCGAAGGCAACGCAACAAGGACUUCCGUGAGCAGCUUCAUCAUAAUUACAGACCAGUGAGCUUUACACCGUAUGAGCGGCAUGGGCGGCACGCGUGGUGGUGCGAUCGGCAGCAGGAGACGUUCAAGAAGAUGUUGACAGGAAGCUUGUUCCUCCACGAACAAGACAGCAACACAGAAGAGGAAGAGGAGGAGAGCUCUGGCGACGAGGACUACUGA
Molecule: messenger RNA, 822 nt
Organism: Penicillium pulvis
Lineage: Eukaryota; Fungi; Ascomycota; Eurotiomycetes; Eurotiales; Aspergillaceae
Exons: 1
Coding region: 1-822 (273 amino acids)
Source: RefSeq, a predicted model, not a curated record